AUGGACUCCGACCCACUUUUCCCCCCAGAUUUUCCGACUCACCUUCGCCGCUUUACUCGCCACAUCACCAGCGUUCAAACAAGGGGCAUUAACAAUUCUUCGACGGACUUGCUCUUCGCCACACAUGCCUCUGAUCAUCCAGCACCACCAUCCAGUUACGUUCCAGCGCAUGAUUCAUAUGAUCUUCAGCUUUAUCCCAUCAGAACGUUUCGACCCAACUUGCUCAUCGAUAACAUCGAAAGACUGUUCAUAUCAGUGGUCCCACUCUGGAGCUCGGGAAUUAACGAAGUGAAGCGUUUGACAACAUGGCGCAACCCCAAUCGCACUGCUGUCUGGGCAAUUAUCUAUUCUCUAUGUUGGUGGCAUGAACUAGUGCUUCCAGCAGCGUUAACUAUUGUCAUCUGCCUAUCUGUGUGGCCCAAGCAUGCGGCCAAAGUACUGUUCCCUCCGGAAGAGAUAAAUCUCCGGCUUAAAGGCAGGAAUGACGCGAGGGAUCAAGACAUCCCCGAAAUCGCGGAUCCCGACGAAGUGGCUGAGGCGGCGGCAGCAGCGGCAGCAGAAUUCAUUCACAACGCGGAUGCUCAAGGCCCUCGCACAUCACCAUCGACAGAAGACUUCAAGAAAAUGCCAGUCAACGGAUCAGUGGAUCUAUCAGACAAGCCCAACAGCUCAUCAUCAAAAUCUAAGCAACCGAAGGCUGGAAAAAAAAAUCUGUCACAACAAUAUAAGCCUAUCAUCUACAAGUACGGCGGCGGGAUUCAGAACAUCGCGGGAGACUUGUGUGAUGUACACGAGCGGCUUCGUAAUUUGUUCACGAGACAGUUUAUUCCACCUCCUCCACGAUUACGGCGCUCGUCUCCAUCUCACAAUCAAAGCUUCGACGAUCUGAAUCCCGGGAUGGAUGCCAACGUCCGAUUUGCGAUACCGUUUAUCCCUAUUUUGUUCUUUUCCUUAAUUCUUCCCACUCAAAUCCUCGGCAGAUGUGUGACUUUUGUUAUAGGAUUUAUAUUCUUUUUAUUGGAUCCAAUCCAAACCCGGUCAAAACUCGUGAGGGAUGCCCUGGACGCAAACCAAACAAUCCUCAGAGGAGUUCCAACCGACCGUGCGUUUGUCCUGGCGACCCUGCGCAACAUGCAGCAAAGACAUGAUGGGGGCUUAGAUAUCGCAAUGAAAUUACUCAAGAAGCCCGAUCCUCCGGAACUUCCACAACGCAAGCGAGCCGCAGAAGAAGACGUUGAAUCCGACGGACUAUCAACCUUUAGCUCGAAUCACGCAUCUGGAGACAGCCCCAAGUCGAUAUUAUCAACCUCCAAGUCCGCCUCAUCUCAACUGACUCGCAGCAGUUCAUCUUCCUCUGCCCCAGCCGAACGGCAUCAGGGACUCAUCAAGCUAGCCAAAAAACUCAACAGUGUGACCGAGCGAGGCACUCAGAUGUUUAACCAAGCCUCUUAUCAAAGUAGUCAGAUCAUAAAUGGAAAUCGACCAGUCAGUUUAGAUCUUUCGCUGAUUCUCCCGAGCAAAUCUCGUAAAGCUUUGGCCGGAAGUGACGCUGCCUCAAUGAAAUCAUCUUCUCGAUAUCAAUCCAAAACCGAUAAAUUACUUCGCGCCAUCAACGACUCUCGCACAACUCAUCUUAACAGUGUGCCUGGUAGUUCAAUUGAUGAAGGCGACUUUCUAUCCAGUUCCAAUUCCCCCUUUGACCCGGAAAGAAAUUCCUCGAGUUUUUUCUGCUACUAUGGCAAUAUGCCUGGCCACCUAACCAUUCAUUUCUCUCGCACUCCCGUCUCACGGCCCAACUUGUCGUUCUACUCGGGUCUAGGUCAAAGUUUCAAGGUCCGAAAAUCGCUCAUCGUCAUCCCACUAAGUCAAAUCGUCGCAAUGCGCAAAGUAAGCAUGUUGAGCUUAGCAGGCGUAUGGGGAGGUAUUGAUGGAAUCGAGUUCUACGAGAAAAGGGUUCGGGACCACAGUGAAGAGUCCGAUGAAUCAACCGAUUUUAAUUCAAGCAACGUCAAGCUGAAACACCACACAUUCAGAAACAUGACGGGGAGAGACGAGGCAUUUUUGAAGCUUCUGGUACUGAAAGAUUGGGAUGAAAACGAGGAACCUGGAUGGAUUUCUGUCUGA
Molecule: messenger RNA, 2124 nt
Organism: Puccinia triticina
Lineage: Eukaryota; Fungi; Basidiomycota; Pucciniomycetes; Pucciniales; Pucciniaceae
Exons: 1
Coding region: 1-2124 (707 amino acids)
Source: RefSeq, a predicted model, not a curated record